Messenger RNA from Cololabis saira (Pacific saury), 2579 nucleotides. It is a transcript of the gene ccdc6a, whose product is annotated as coiled-coil domain containing 6a. Lineage: Eukaryota; Metazoa; Chordata; Actinopteri; Beloniformes; Belonidae. The record is from RefSeq and is a predicted model, not a curated record. The coding region runs from base 166 to 1539 and encodes 457 amino acids. The transcript has 9 exons.
UGUGACCGCGUGUGGGAGCAAGGUCACGCAGCGUGCUAUUUUGCUGCGUGCACUGCUCCAGCCCAGCAGCGUCGCAGCUGCCGUCGUGCUCCCUCCCUCUCUCCAGCCUCCCGGAGCCUCCCUCGGCUCCACAGCAGCCCCGCACCGCCCCGCAGCGCCGCAGCCAUGGCGGACAGCGCCAGCGAGAGCGACACGGACGGCGCGGGCAGCAGCUCGGCCACGCCGAUGCUGUCCUCCUCCAGCUCCGCCAAGCCCAGCAUCGUCAUCUCGCAGUUCCGCCUGGAGGAGCUGACCAACCGCCUCGCCUCGCUGCAGCAGGAGAACAAAGUGCUGAAGAUCGAGCUGGAGACGUUUAAGCUGAAGUGCAAAGCGCUGCAGGAGGAGAACCGGGACCUCCGCAAGGCUAGCGUCACCAUUCAAGCAAGAGCUGAGCAGGAGGAAGAAUUUAUCAGCAACACCUUGUUUAAGAAGAUCCAGGCUCUGCAGAAGGAGAAGGAGACCUUGGCAGUCAACUAUGAGAAGGAGGAGGAAUUUCUCACCAAUGAACUGUCAAGGAAACUCAUGCAACUUCAGCAUGAGAAGGCAGAGUUGGAGCAGCACUUGGAGCAGGAGCAAGAGUUCCAGGUUAACAAGCUCAUGAAAAAGAUCAAGAAAAUGGAGAAUGAAACCAUCUCGAAGCAGCUCACCCUGGAACAGUUGAGGCGGGAGAAGAUCGACCUUGAGAACACAUUAGAGCAGGAACAAGAAGCCUUGGUCAACAGACUGUGGAAGCGUAUGGACAAACUGGAGGCUGAGAAAAGAAUCCUUCAGGAGAAGUUGGACCAGCCUGUAUCCGCUCCUCCCUCCCCAAGAGACGUUUCCAUGGAGAUAGACUCACCAGAGAACAUGAUGCGGCAUAUCCGCUUCCUGAAGAACGAGGUGGAGAGACUUAAGAAAAGCCUGCGCACCACUGAGCUGCAGCACACAGAGAAGCGGGCUCAGUACAUAGAGGAGGAACGUCAGAUGAGAGAGGAGAACAUCCGGCUGCAGAGAAAGCUUCAGAGAGAAAUGGAGCGCCGGGAGGCCCUGUGCAGACAAUUGUCAGAGAGUGAAUCCAGUCUGGAGAUGGACGAUGAGAGGUACUUCAAUGAGAUGUCUGCACAAGGUUUGCGAGCGAGGACUGUGUCCAGCCCGAUCCCCUACACCCCGUCCCCGAGCUCAAGCCGACCCAUAUCACCUGGUCUCUCAUAUGGGACUCACACAGUUGGUUUUACUCCUCCAGCUACACUGUCCAGAGCUGCAAUUUCCCACUACAACACCCCUGCCCUGCACAUCCACGGAAGCUCUCAUGCCGUAACAAGGCCCUCCCCAAGAAGAAGCACCAGCCCCGACAAAUUCAAACGUCCAACACCCCCACCUUCUCCCAACACACACUCUGGGGCCCAACAGGCUCAGCCUCCACUUCCCCCACCAGCCCAGCCCAUGGUUCAGUCUAUGUCCUCCCCAGCAGCCAUGUCACAACACGCAGCAGCACCACAGCAGCCUCCCUCCCAGCCUUAACGCCACACAUGGUCUCUGUCUUUGCACACGAGUGCGCCCACUGAAUGCCACGAUGCUACCGCAGCAACUUCCAUCAUUACCAGCUCUGGAAGUGAAGUGUCCUACUCUUAACAAAGUCCGCAAAAGACUCCGCUUCAAAAGGUUUAUGGGGAAAAGAAACAAGAUGGCACCUCGGCCUUGAUGAAAGGAAGCCGCCUGCCAAAUCCUCAUGUGGCGUUACUUAACUACUCUUAAAAGGAAUGGAUGGACUUGAAAAUAAUUGCUUCUGGGAUUUGUAGGAUAAUUAUUUGUUCUACUUUUUUUUUUUUUCCUUGCUUGGGACUUUAGCCGGUCGGAAUUGUUGUUGUGGCGCUUCUAAAAUAGCACAAACAGCACAGUCAGUAUGUUUCGUGGUGGCGUUUUAUGAUAGGUUGGAUGUUUGGAUCACUGGAUGGAUGUAUGCUUACAGAAAUGGUUUGACAGAUGGUCAGUUCUUUUCAUGCCUGUAAUAUGACACUCGAUAGCAGUAAUGUUCUCCACUCCAGCUCACCCUUUUGUCUUUGAAGCAGUGUCAACAAUUCAUCCCGACCCCAAGUUUAUCGUGGCUUUGAUUAAGUCAGUAUAAAAAGUGUCAUAGAAAACCGCUUGGAGUUUCUCCAUUAUAGGGCAUUGAUCAAACGAUGCAGCAUUUAUUUUGGUUUCUGAGAACAUUUCAGAGCUGUGCUGCUUGGCUCACUUGAAACGGGGGGGAAAAAAGCAUUGAUGAGGAUGGACACUGGUACAUAAACCACAGAUAAAUGUCGCCUUUUGGGGUGUUUAAAAAAAGAAAAAGAAAAAAUAGUCUGAGGUGUUACAACUUAGUCAUGUACUUGGUCUCUUCUCUGAUCUUCUCUCUCUCUCUGGUGUAUUUCUGAAAGCUUCUAUCAUUCUAAUGGAUAUUCCUCAUCAGAAAAAGAAAAAAAAUAACGCUCUUUACACUAAAUAUACAUACUGCUAAAACAUUCUAAUUGAAUGGUACUGUUGAACUAAAUUUCUAUGUAUGAUUAAAGCUCUUGAGAUGA